CGACACAUCUGACACAGAAGCAGGAAGUCACAAGAGUCAAGUAUUAUGCGGCAUCUAUUUUCAUUGAUCACGCAUUGUACAGUUUUAUUCUCUUUUGACAGUGCCGAGUUCUCCCACACAUGAGCCUGUCGUGUCCUUACUCUUCGAGACUUUCUUUUGUGCACCGAAAGUCCAGCCACAAGUUCCACUGAUGCUGAUGAUAAGCCCCAGAAUGGCCUCAGGGACGCAAGAGAAACAGUACACUGCAGCACUGCUCAGCUUUUUCAUCUAUAAUCCAACUUUCGGGCCACGAGAAGGAGAGGAAGAGAAAAAGAUUCUGUUUUAUCACCCAAGUGAAAUAGAGAAGAAUGAAAAGAUCCGAAAUGUUGGUCUGUGUGAGGCUAUUGUUCAGUUCACCAGAACCUUUUGUCCAACUAAGCCAGCUAAAUCCCUGCACACACAGAAGAAUCGUCAGUUUUUCUUUGAGCCAGAGGACAAUUUUUGGAUGGUCAUGGUUGUCAGAAAUCCAAUGAUUGAGAAACCAAACAAAGAUGGUAAACCUCCUACCGUAGAGUAUCAGGAGGAAGAAAUCCUGGACACAGUUUAUGGUGCAGUGGUGAGGCAGUGCUACAGUAUGUACAAGCUUUUUAACGGCACAUUUGCUCGAGCCAUGGAAGCUGGUGGAGUGGAGCAUCUCAUGCAGAAGCUAGAUAAGUUCUUUUAUAGGUAUCUCCAGACCCUCCACCUACAAUCUUGUGACUUGCUGGACGUAUUUGGAGGAAUCAGCUUCUUUCCUCUGGACAAGAUGACCUACCUCAAGAUCCAGUCCUUUGUCAACAGGGUGGAGGAGAGCCUCAGUCUCAUCAAAUACACCGCUUUCCUUUAUAACGACCAGCUUAUCUGGAGUGGACUUGAACAAGACGACAUGAGGAUUCUGUACAAGUACUUGACCACCUCGCUGUUCCCCAGGCACUCGGAACCUGAGCUGGCAGGCAGGGAUUCACCCCUCAGGCCAGAGGUGGCUGGGAAUCUUUUGCACUAUGGCAGGUUCUUGACAGGACCUUCCAACUUGAAAGACCCAGAGGCCAAAUUCAGAUUUCCUAAAAUAUUUGUCAGUGCUGAAGAGGGCCACGAAGAGCUGCACCUCAUCGUUUAUAAGGCGAUGAGUGCCGCAGUGUGCUUCAUGAUUGAUGCAUCCGUGGAACUGACGAGGGAGUUCUGCGAGCAGCUUGAUGGUCUGGUGGGACCUCAGCUGACACUACUGGCCUCUGAUAUCUGUGAACAGUUCACCAUUAACCGCAGGAUAUCUGGGCCUGAGAAGGAGCCCCUGUUUAAGUUCAUAUAUUUCAACCACAUGAACCUGGCGGAGAAAAGCACCAUUCACAUGAGGAAGACGGCCAGCGUGUCUCUCACCUCUGUCCAUACAGACCUCAUGAAGAUCUUGGGAGACAUCAACUGUGAUUUUGCAAGGUUCGAGGAGGAUGAAGAAAUAAUUGUCAAAGCUAUGACGGACUACUGGGUAGUCGGCAAGAAGUCAGACCAGAGGGAGCUGUAUGUAAUACUCAACCAGAAGAACGCCAAUCUCAUUGAAGUGAACGAGGAGGUGAAGAGACUUUGCGCCACACAGUUCAACAACAUCUUCUUCUUGGACUAAAGCUGCGCUAUCCGUGAUAACUGUCAGUGUUGCAGGUUGUAAUGGCAGCAGCCAGUGUAAUGCAAUAAUUGCAUUUUAAGGUAAAAAAUAAAUACAAAGCUUUCAUAUUUUUUAGUUUUUCUUUUUUAUUUAAUAUUCCACAAUUGUAAUUUUCAGAUGUAAUUAAUGCAGAUUUUUACCAUGCUGAAGUCCCAUUGUCUUUGUACAUAACUGUUGUUUGUUUUGUUUAAAUAAAAAUAUGUUUAGUUUAAUUUUGAAUUUGUCAGAGCUGAAUUUAAAAUUAACAUGCACCUGAUCGGGUUUUGCUGAGUCUAAAGUAUGAUGUCAUCAUGUGUGGCUUGUAAAUAGUGAGUGCUUACUGGAAAUAAA
Synchiropus splendidus (mandarinfish) is the source of this 2002-nucleotide messenger RNA. RefSeq names its product CCZ1 homolog, vacuolar protein trafficking and biogenesis associated (gene ccz1). Gene Ontology annotation, cellular component: Mon1-Ccz1 complex; intracellular membrane-bounded organelle. The record is from RefSeq and is a predicted model, not a curated record. Bases 191 to 1633 code for a protein of 480 amino acids. The transcript has 17 exons. Gene Ontology annotation, biological process: vesicle-mediated transport. NCBI's taxonomy places the organism in Eukaryota, Metazoa, Chordata, Actinopteri, Syngnathiformes, Callionymidae.